AGAGCUCAGACAUGGAUGACCCACUCACAAAAUGGCUCCACUUACACAGUAACAUCAAGAACACGGCUGGAGCGGCUUUGGUGGACUCUUGCAAGUGGUGAGGGCAAGAAAAUGAUGGAAAAACGGCUUUGUCCUGCCAGCCCCGAUGCAAAAUCCGUUCGUGGCAAACGGGAGGACUCCUCCAUCAUAUCCAGACAGAAUGGAUGUAAAGACGAUGAGGAGGAGUCGCACAGAGAGGAGGAGGGGGACGAGGAAAAGGAGGAGGAGGAGGCAGAGGAGGAGGAGGAGGCGGAGGAGAGGGGCGGGGGCUUCAAUGGGGUAGAGGAGACGGAUGACGCUCCUCUGCAGAACUCCAGGAAUAACGGGACCAGCAUCAGCAUCAUCAUCAACGGCGUUGCCAAGGAAACUGUCUCUCACAACGCCCUUGACCUGAAAAGGGAAGUGCCGGUGAUCGAGCUCUGCAGGAGGGACGCUAUAAAAGCGGUGGAGCAGAGGACUGAAAGCCAUUUGGUGGCGAUCACGGAACUUCGCAGACCUCCACCGCUGCCGCUGCCGCUGCCGCCACCGCAUCGAGACGACGCUCGAAUGGUCCAACUGAGCCCAAACGCGUUUCCUGUCCCGGCCCGGGCAAUGCUCUACAACCUGGCGCAGCCUCUCGCCGCCAUCAACAGUCUCGGAGGGGAGUCGGAGCAGUACAGCAUGUACCCCAGCAACAGGGUAAAGCGCCGCCCGGCGCCUUAUGAGGUUGAACUCGACGAGGCUGGUCAGCCGAAGAUUGUCCGCCGUAUCUUCACCAACAGCCGUGAACGCUGGCGACAGCAGAACGUCAACGGGGCAUUUGCGGAGCUCCGUAAACUCAUUCCCACUCACCCUCCAGACAAGAAACUGAGCAAAAAUGAAAUCCUUCGGCUCGCUAUGAAGUACAUCAGCUUUCUGUCCAACCUUCUGGAGGACCAGGAUGGAGGGAGGAAUGUUGGCAGCACAACUGACGAUGAAACUGGGCUGCUGGUUGGGGUCGGGGCCCGUGAGGGGGGCCCUCAGAUUGGUCCACGUCAAGACACAGUUGUCAGCUUGGCAAGGGAUGAUCUUCUAGAGACGAUGUCACCAGGGUCCAGCUGUGGAAGCCUGCCUGAUGGUGAUGGUGAGGGCAGCCCUGAGAGCUUUAUGGAGGACCAGGACUCACCACCAGCUCCAAGGACUUUACCGGCUUCACGUGGACCCCCACUGCAUCUAGCUGCUAGAGAUCUGAGGCGCAGCGGACGCCCGUUAGAUGGUUCCAGUCGCCGAUGAUGCUGAUACUAACAGAGUAUGAACAGAAGUGAAAGUGAACAAAAAGCUGUGGACAUGUUUGGCAUCUCAUUAGUUUUGAUUUUAGGAAGGAAAAUGAAACACUUUGUAGUGUCAGAAAGUACGUUCCCCUGUCAUGAUGAUAAACGAUUUGGUUCAGUUUGUGAUUGGACAAAUUUGAGCCAAGAAAGACUUGUAAAUUCUGCAUGUCUCAUAUGUUUCACUGACCUGCAGAUCAUAAAGCCCGUGCUUUAAAAAUCCAAAGACAGGCUGUUCCAAUGAAAUAGAGAAAUCAGCAUCAUCAGAAAAUGAGAAAUAAAAACAAUCAAAUUCAAGAAUACUUGAC
Thalassophryne amazonica is the source of this 1633-nucleotide messenger RNA. It is a transcript of the gene tal1, whose product is annotated as T-cell acute lymphocytic leukemia 1. NCBI's taxonomy places the organism in Eukaryota, Metazoa, Chordata, Actinopteri, Batrachoidiformes, Batrachoididae. Gene Ontology annotation, biological process: regulation of transcription by RNA polymerase II. The record is from RefSeq and is a predicted model, not a curated record. Gene Ontology annotation, molecular function: RNA polymerase II cis-regulatory region sequence-specific DNA binding; protein dimerization activity; DNA-binding transcription factor activity, RNA polymerase II-specific.